UCCUCUACAUAGCACACCACGCAGCGCAUGGCGUCAACGCUGUAGGCAUGCAUCAGGCGCCGAUAGAGAACAUCAAGAAGUUCUCUCACAUAAAAGACAAGAGGAGGAGACUCUUGGCAGCCGUCGUAGACGCCCUGGACGAGAGCGUGGGCACCGUGGUCGAAGCCCUGCACGCCAAGGGCAUGCUGGCCAACACCAUCCUCAUGUACGCGAGUGACAAUGGCGGGCUCUUUGAGGGAUUCAUGUGCAACCGGGGCUCCAACUGGCCCCUGCGCGGCUCUAAGUUUACCGCCUGGGAAGGAGGCGUCCGCCUGCCGGCGCUCGUGUGGUCCCCGCUGCUUCGUCGCACACGGCGCGUCUCCUCGGAGCUGAUGCACGCCGUCGACUGGGCGCCCACUCUCUACCACGCCGCCGGCGGCGACGUUAAAGACCUGGGCGUCAUCGAUGGCCUAGACCAGUGGGAGUCUCUCUCACUAGGCAGCCCAUCGCCGCGCCAUGAGCUGCUCAUCAACCACGACCCGACCAACAGAACCGGCACUGCACUGAGGGUGGGCAGGUACAAGCUGGUCAUCGGCUCGCUCUACAAUGGAACCUUGGAUGCACGCAUAAACACUCGCAGCGCCCAGGACACACCCACCAACAUGGACCUGGACGAGGUGAUGGAGAACUCGGCAGUGGGCAGGACGUUUAGAAAGUUUUACCGCGUGAGUCAACUUCCGGUGCAGCAAAGCUGGAGGAAUGACGCCGCCAUCGACUGCGGAAACGAUUCCACCUCCAACUUCAAGUCAUUUCGAGAGCACUACCUUUUUGACAUCGCCAGCGACCCGUGCGAAUUGAGGGACAUCUCUGCAGAAAAGCCCAAAAUUCUGCAGGAGAUGAUGAAGAGGGUACGACACUACGAGUCAGUUUCUGUGCCGCCCAAGGAUGACCUGCUCGACUACAGAGGCUUUCCGGAACGCAACAACUGCACCUGGUCUCCCUGGGUAGGCAAGAGGAGUAGCCCGUUGACCCGUUGCAGUCACGAGUCCAUCACCGCACUCGCCAGGGCGAUGUCAGAGCGGCCAUAAGUUGCUGCUAGUGGCAUGAAGCGUCUUGUAAACUUAGCAACAAAGUUUCUAAAUAAAGUGAGUUUUCAGUGAU
Dermacentor silvarum is the source of this 1140-nucleotide messenger RNA. RefSeq names its product arylsulfatase B-like. The transcript has 4 exons. The record is from RefSeq and is a predicted model, not a curated record. The coding region runs from base 48 to 1067 and encodes 339 amino acids. Lineage: Eukaryota; Metazoa; Arthropoda; Arachnida; Ixodida; Ixodidae.